AUGGCAGAGGAGAAAGUCUCGUUUGCAAGCGAGUACGACGAGUCCACCAACAAAGUCAAUGUGGUUACGAGCUCCAGGUACCUCCUGUGGAUGUACAAGCUCGAUAACCUCGGAGUCGAGAUCAGAGGUAUAGAGAGGGUGACUCCGGAAGAAAAGGUCUCCAUUGGGAAAUGGAGGCUGUUUAUCCAGGUUAUAGGGCUUUGGCUCGCAGCCUGUGGCGGUGUCACCACAAUGUCGUCGUUUUUCCUACCGACUUUGGUGUACAACUUGAACUUGAAGAAUGCCCUAGUAGCAUCGCUUUUGGGUAUCAAUUUGGGCAACCUCGUUCCAGCAUAUUCGUCCACAAUGGGGCCCCAGUCGGGAUGUCGUCAGAUGGUCACGGCCCGGUUCCUUUUUGGCCAGUGGUUUGUGAAAAUCGUCGCCAUCAUCGUGAUUAUCGGAAUGAUCGGUUGGUCUGUGAUCAACUGCGUAGCUGGAGGACAGCUUCUUCUGGCGAUCAGCGAUGCCAAUUUGGAGGUCGGGAUCGCCGUGGUCAUGGUGGUGAGCUGGAUCAUCGGCGUUUUUGGAAUCCGGGUUUUGCUCAAGUUCCAGUCGAUUUUGGCCAUUCCCACCAAUGUGGCUAUUCUUCUUUUCUACAUUGUGGUGGCCAAAAAAAUCGGCCACAUUUCAGAUACUAACCAGGCCAUUGACGAUUUGAACAUCAGCCUGCAAACAAGCACGGGCCAGUGGCUUUCUGUUUUUGCAUUGGCGUAUUCGGUCACCUCAACCUGGGGUGGAGGAGCCUCGGACUACUAUAUCCUUUUUCCCGACGAUACACCCUCCUGGCAGGUGUUCAUUUUGACGUUUUUGGGAAUCGCCGUGCCGUCCAAUUUUGCAGCCAUUUGCUCGGUUAUCGCCGGAGCUAUCGCAUAUUCGUACCAGCCAUGGUCAGAGAACUACGACAAUUACGGAAUCGGAGGCAUUUUCGCCCUGGCGUUCGAACCCUGGCACGGAUUCGGCAAGUUUGUCAUUGUUGUUUUGUACAUCUCGCUUAUCUGCAACAACAUCAUGAACACCUACUCGUGUGCUCUAGAGUUCCAGCUUAUAGACACCCGUUUGACGUAUGUGCCUCGCUGGAUAUGGACCACGGUGGUGGCGGUGAUCUACCUUGUUCUUGCGUUGGCGGGAAAAGAGCAUCUCAACAAUAUUUUGGGAAAUUUCUUGCCCAUGUUGGGCUACUGGAUCACCAUUUAUAUCACCUUGCUUUUGGAGGAGAACUUGAUAUUUAGGGGCACCAAGGCAACAAGGAGAUUGCACCAUAACGAGUUUGACGGCACCGACGAGGAGAGCAUCUCCACCUUGUACAACUGGGCCAACUGGAACAAACCUCUGUAUCGAAGUAUGGGACUUGCAGCCACGCUUUCGUUUUUGUGUGGAGUCGCUGGGGCAGUUUUGGGCAUGAACCAGGUGUACUAUGUGGGAGUUCUUGCGAAAAAGGUGGGUGACGACGGAGCCGAUCUUGGAAUCUACUUGUGCACCUCGAGACGUACUGUCAUUAGACCUAGAGGGAAAACGAUAAAGGCUAUUGCAAAACACGACAAUGUGACUAUCAAGAUUAUACGGCAGUUAAGGCUGCGCUGGCUGCUCAGAAACGAUGUGAAGAAUUGUGCAAUUUCGUACGACAAGUUUGCUUAUUUCGGAUUGCCAACCAAUUAUAGAGCUUACUACAACGACGUGGACGUCGUAAUCAGAGGUAAAAGGAGCGAUUGUGACACAGCAAAGGAGGAGGUGCUUCAGAAAGCCGAGGAGGGGACUACUGAAGUUUCUGUUGCAGAGUUCGAAGUGGAAGAUACGAGAAGAAUGUUCAUUAUCAAGGAAACAGAACCACUUCAGGAAAAGUACCCUGAACUUAUAUUCUAUUUUCCCCACUAUACGGAUGAAAACACCAUUUACCUAAAGGGCCCCAAACUGAAAGUGGAAGAGGCUUUGGAAGAGAUCAAGCAAGUCAAUGCUAGAAUCAUGGAGGACACAGUCGUUCUAGAAGUGAACAUUCCUGAAAAAACCCUGGGUUUGGUAAGUCGAGAUAUACCCUCGGAUUUAAAAGACGAUGCUCUUGUCAAGUUCGACGAGCACGGUUUCACUAUUUGUGGGGUUCCGGAAAAAGUGAAGGCAGUCGAAGCAAAAAUCUUGAAAGCUGCCCCAAAGUAUACAACAGAAGUCGUCGAACUUCCCAAUUUCAUCCCUGGGGAUUCAUCCCAUAAUACACUGAUAAUUUCCAUGCUUUGGCUAGAAGUGUUGGGGUCCAAAUUCUGGGGUAAAGGAGAAGUGGAUUUCGAUGACCUGCGCUUUGAAAUCAGAGGGGAGAUAGAAGAUGUGAAAGCUUUUCAAAAAUUUGUGUUGGAGACUUUUAAGAAGAUCACUCCUACGACUGUGACAGUGAUUCCCGGGAGUUUCAGUCGUAUCGAGCAUUACGACCUUUCAAACAAGCUUGGGGACAUUGCCCUGGAGAAUAACAUUCUAUACUAUAUUGGAGAAGAGAGCGCCUACCUUAUAGAUGGGUCUAAUGCAACAGAUGAGCAAAUAGAUGGCUUAGACUCUCGCUUGAGAGAAGUCAUGAAUUGUUUCCAAGAAUGCAGCGAGAUUCUAGAGUCGAUGGAAAGAAGCGUUUUGCAUCUUGGUCGAAUGCAGAUAUUUUUGUUUAGCAUGCAAGGAGGAACCCAAGAGACCAUUUUGGAUGAGUAUUUGAAGGGACGUCGUGGUCACCUUACCUUCAACUGCCCUACUUCAGACGAAAUCACCAUUGAAGGACCUCCUGAUGCCGUUCAAGGAGCUACAGAUGCCAUAAACAAGAUGGUGAACGAUAUUGAAGAAAAUGGUGGGUAUCGAGCUCACGAACGCAAAGUUCUGGUACCUUCAAAGAUCCUCACAGGUCUUAUUGGUCGAAACCGUCAGUUUUGGCGGAGAAUAAAGAAACAGAAUUGCGUCCAUUUGAUGAUACUAGACAAGGGGAAAGGAACGAGAAGUCAGCACUUGGUGGAGGAGGAUUCCAAAACUUCCAUUGUUAUCAAAGGAAUCAAACUCGAUGUGGAUAAUGCUGCAGCUUGUAUUCUCAGUAGGGUUGAGGAGCUUCAAGGAAAGAGAUCGCUUGAAUGA
Messenger RNA from Candidozyma pseudohaemuli, 3132 nucleotides. It is a transcript of the gene FCY24, whose product is annotated as Fcy24p. NCBI's taxonomy places the organism in Eukaryota, Fungi, Ascomycota, Pichiomycetes, Serinales, Metschnikowiaceae. The coding region runs from base 1 to 3132 and encodes 1043 amino acids. The transcript is spliced from 2 exons. Gene Ontology annotation, biological process: transmembrane transport. The record is from RefSeq and is a predicted model, not a curated record. Gene Ontology annotation, molecular function: transmembrane transporter activity; RNA binding. Gene Ontology annotation, cellular component: fungal-type vacuole membrane; plasma membrane.